UACAUUAGAAUGUCAUCUGUACUACUAGCUGUGUAAUGGAGGUCAUUUUGGAUUAACAAAUAACUUAAUACUAAAGACUAAAGUGUGAGAUUAUCUUUGGCCAUAUAAUAUAAUUGUGAUAACGUAGGUCCCAAGAAUAUUGUGUUCAUAAUUGACCAUCUCUACAUUUCAUAAUUAAAUAUCACUACUGCAACACAACACUGUUACUCUCAAUCUCAAGCAUUGUUAGCUACAAUUUCUCUUAGUUAUUCUCUCUUCUGCAAUUACUAUUUGUUGGAAGAUCUGAUCUGAUGGCUGCUGAAUUGUUUGGAGGAGCGCUUCUCUCUGCUUUCCUUGCUCCGUUGGUGGAAAAGUUAGCUUCUGAGAUGAAGGACUUCUUCAAAGGGAAAGAUGCCAUUCUCAAGCUGCUGAAGGAGUUGAAGACUUUGCUGUCCUCGGCUGAUCUGCUGCUCAUUGAUGCUGAGGAGAAGCUCAUCAAAGACCCAAGGGUGAGAAAAUGGCUUGAUGAUCUUAAGGACACCAUUUAUCAUGUAGACGACGUGGUUUACAAGAUCGACGCUGAAGCAUCGCUAAAAAAGCUGAAAGGUGGUGGUCCUGACGAAUCUCAUAGCAGCCAGUAUAAGAAGAGGCUCCUUAAAGUCAUCCCCACUCCUUUAACUUCUUUUGAUAAGGCCAUAAAACCUGAGAUAGAAGAGACGCUUGGGAAAUUGAAACGUCUUCUAGACAAUAAAGAGCUCGGUUUGAAACAUGUGAAGAAUCAUAAGCUUCCGGAGAGGGUAUGUGCUCCAUCGCUAGAAGAGUCUGAUAUUUAUGGAAGGAAUCGUGAAAAAGAAGAGAUUAUCAAGUUUCUUCUACCGGAUGAAACAACCGGUGCCGGUGGUAAAUUGUCUGUGAUCCCCAUAGUGGGGAUGGGUGGUAUUGGGAAGACUACUCUUGCUCAACUUGUAUACAAGGACAAAAGAGUCAACAAGAUGUUCGAUAGGAAAGUAUGGAUUACAUUGGGGGAAGACAAAGUUGACUGCACAAAAGUGAUGAAACUAAUUGUGGAAAAGGUCACUUCUAAAACAUGUGAAAUUCAGGAUCCAUAUGAACUUCAAGAAGAAGUAAAGAAGGUUUUGACUGGGAAGAAGUUUCUGUUUGUUGUUGAUGAUGUUUGGGAUGAGGACCGUGCCAAGUGGGAUGUCCUAAACAAUUGUUUCAAAUGGGGAAAACAUGGAAGCAAGAUUAUUGUGACAACACGGAGCACAGUUGUUGCAUCGAUUAUGAAAACUGGGUCAACUUAUCAACUAGGAAGAAUAAAUGAGGCUGCUGGCUGGCGAUUAUUUGCAAAACAUGCUUCACUUGUUGUGGACUCAAAUGAUUACUUGAAUCUCAAACAAGUUGGGGAAAAAAUUGUUGACAAGUGUAAGGGUCUUCCGUUGGCUAUUAAGUCAAUGGGUCUUCUCUUACGAGAUAAGCAGAAGAAGGAGGAAUGGAACAACAUCCUAUACAGUGAUUUAUGGGAGUUGUAUGAUAGAAAAAAAGUUGAUAUUCUUCCAGCUUUGUGGUUGAGUUACUUUAAUCUACGCCCAGAAUUAAAGCAAUGUUUUGCUUACUGCUCCUUAUUUCCAAAAGAUUAUCAUUUUAGAAAAGGGGAGAUGGUCCUGUUAUGGAUGGCCGAAGGUCUUUUACAGUCUACAAAUGGAAAGAGAGUAGAAGUUGGAGAAGAGUAUUUCGAAGAUCUAAUUUCUAUGUCAUUUUUUCAACCAUCAAAUAACGAUGAGAAGGAGUCGACUUUUCUCAUGCAUGAUCUUAUACAUGAUUUGGCGAUAUUUGUUUCUGGUGAGUUCUGUUAUAUGAUGAAUAAUAUCAAUAAAUGUUCCCACAAGGUUCGUCAUUUUUCGUUCAUGCAAUAUUGUAAAGAAGCCUAUAAGCCUAAAGAAUUUGAGGGGUUAUUCAAAGCUAAGUGUUUGCGCACCAUAUUAUGGGACCACUUUUCAAUCGUUGUUUCGUUAAAGAUUGAGCAGUUGGACAAGUUAUUCCCAAGCUUGAGAGUACUAUCCAUAAAGGAUUUGCAUAUCUCUGAGCUUCCUGAUUCUAUAGGCAAUUUGAAAUAUUUAAGAUAUUUCAAGUUACACUCUCCAGAGAUUAAAGAGAUACCUAAUACAAUAUGUAAGUUGUAUAAUUUGGAGACACUGUUGUUGGAGGAAUGUAAAGAGGUUAAAAGACUACCAAAUGAUAUAGGAAAUUUAAUCAAGUUGCGACAUCUUAGUGUUCCUAAGAUAAACUUAGUAGAGAUGCCAUUGCAAUUGGGCAAACUGCAAAAUCUGCAAACACUUAAUACAUUUGUUGUGGGAAACAAUAGAGAUUCUGCUAGCAUUAAGUUGCUGAAAGAGUUUCAAGAUCUACACGGGACUCUUUCUAUUAAAGGACUUCAAAAUGUGAGUAGCCUGGAGGAAGUUUCAGCAGCAGCAUUAAAGAAUUUCAAGUUUCUUAGUCAUCUAUCUUUGGACUGGUAUUAUCAUCAUUAUAGUGAACUCGACGAGUUGCACAUAGAAAGAGAGGUACUGAGUGCCCUCCAGCCUCAUUCAAACCUGAAGGAACUUACGAUUGAGACCUACAAAGGCAACAGUUUCCCAAAUUGGAUGGGAGAUUGUCGCUGCUUGUCUAAUUUAGUAAGGUUGAAGAUUUCAUAUUGUCGUAAUUGCAGCUUCUUGCCGUCGUUGGGACAGCUGCCUUCUCUCAAAGAUCUUUGGAUUAGGGCUUGUGGUGUGGUGAGAAUAGAUUCAGAGUUUUAUUGUAGUACUACUCUUGAUUCUUCUUCUUCUGUUGCAAUACAAACAAAACCCUUAUUCUUUAGAUCUUUGGAGACCUUGGCAUUUAUCGGAUUCUAUGAGCUGGAAGAGUGGUCAUUUAUUGAAGGUGGAGGUUUUCCUCGUCUUAAGAAUCUUCAAUUAAUCAGGUGUGAGAGACUCAAAGUGACAUUGUUAGGAGAUUAUUUCCCGUCAUUGACAGAGCUUGAAAUACAUGACUGUGAGCAACUAAUACCAUUAUUACUCCCAAGAGCUCGACUCAUGCAGGCCCCUUUGAUCACUUUAAAGAAGAUUAGAUUUAAGGGUUGUCCCAACUUGACGCACUUAGACGAGGAGGCCUUUCAGCACCUCACCUCCCUUAAGGAGCUGAGGAUUGAAUGGUGUUGUAACCUCCAAUGCUUACCAAAAGGACUACCCACUUCUCUUUCUGAUCUUCAUAUCAUUGAGUGUCCAUUGCUAGCACCAGGAGUGAAGAGGGAGACAGGGGAGGACUGGCCAAUUAUUGCUCACAUCCCAAAUAUCACUGUCGAUGACAGAGUUGCCAGGAUCUAAGUCCAACCAUCAAUUUGUAGUGGAAUGAAUGCUUCUAAAUGAUUUGGAUUGAGUUGAAGAAUGCAAGAAGUCAGCUACCACCAAAUAAACACUUAUGAUGACUUAAUUUGCUUAUAUUUAGUUUGAGUGUUGUGUGUGAUUUUGAAUAAUAAUAGCUAUACUAUAGAGUGAGUGAUUAGACUACUAUUGUGAAAUUGUAGAAGAGGUUGACACCAUUGUUAAUGUUCUGUAUGUACUACCAUUUACUCAGAUUAGUGUAGAGAACAAACAACCAUUGCUACCUUUGUUUGUCUCUCCUCAAUAUAAAUCAUGGUCUCCAUUUUCUCUUA
Messenger RNA from Cannabis sativa, 3673 nucleotides. Its product is annotated as putative disease resistance RPP13-like protein 1. Gene Ontology annotation, molecular function: ADP binding. Bases 291 to 3344 code for a protein of 1017 amino acids. The record is from RefSeq and is a predicted model, not a curated record. The transcript has 2 exons. Gene Ontology annotation, biological process: defense response to other organism. NCBI's taxonomy places the organism in Eukaryota, Viridiplantae, Streptophyta, Magnoliopsida, Rosales, Cannabaceae.